AAUAGAACACUCAUCGUGGAAUGAAGAGGAAACUAUUUUAAAAUUCUAUCUUUUGGCUUGAUUAAGUGUUUAUUUAUAGAUAAACUCCUCUGUCACUCUUCUAGUUCUAUCAAUCAAUCAGGAAGUUCAUUUUAAAGAGAAGAUAUUGCUUCAUCUGGUAAAAAAAUGGAGAACAGUAAUAAUUUGAAAAGGAAGCACGUUGUACACACUAGUGAAAGCAGUGAAAAUCAUAUCAUCAAUGAUCCAUCUUGGUUGCAAAGUUCUGAUGACAUUCAAACUUCUCAACAUCAUGCACAUCACCAUCCUCUUGGAUGGAUUGGAAAAGCAGAAAAAUGCUUCAAGAAACAAAUAAGUGCAAAAACUACUGAACUUGGAAAGAAUAUGGAUAUGCAACAAAAUCUUGAAGUUGAGCUUCAACAACUCAAAACAUCACUAAACGUGUUGAAGAACUUUGAAGAUGAUGAUGAGGAGGAGGUAGACUUAGAGUCUUUCAACAAAGUUAACGCUUUGGAGAAUGAACUGACAGAAAAAGAAGUGUUGAUUGAAGAACUUGAAGCUUUGAAUCAAGUUUUAAUGACUAAAGAGCGUGACAUGAAUGAUGAGUUGCAGAAUGCGCGAAAAACUUUAAUCAAUGGCAUUGAGGAGUUAUCUGUUCCAACUAAUAUUGCUGUGAAGAGAAUGGGAGAACUUGACAGCGAGCCGUUCCUUGAAGCUAUGAAGAAGAAAUAUAAAGAGGAGGAAGCUGAAGUGAGGGCUGCGAACUUGUGUUCAUUGUGGGAAUUCUAUAUGAAAGAUGCAGAAUGGUAUCCAUUCAAAUUAGUCACUGUUGGUGGCAAAGAAAGGGAAGUUAUUGAUGAUGCGGAUAAAAAGCUAAAUGGGCUUAAGAGAAGCGUUGGUAAAGCGGCAUAUAACGCGGUGGUGGCAGCUCUAACAGAGUUAAAUGAAUACAACUCUAGUGGGCGAUAUGUAACCUCAGAAUUAUGGAACAAUGAUGAGGACAGAAGAGCAACUCUGCAAGAAGGAAUACAAUGUCUGUUAGACAACUCAUCAAACAAAUGCGAGAAGGGAAAAGAAACAAUGGGAAGGUUUGUAUAUAAGUUAUAAUAAUCUAUACAAUGCAUUUAUUUGGGUAUUGCAUUUCCUGUCAAGAAGUUACAUGUGAUUUCUACUUCUAGUAUAUAUUUAGAGUCCCUCAAAUUUCCUUCAAUAUGAUUACUGCUUCUGUUUUAAGUACUGUGUCAUGCUAAUACCGUGUGAAUUACAGGAAGGGAGAUUGAUGAUUAAGGAGAAGAAGAAAAUCAAGAAAGUGCUUAGUUAAGGAAGAAUUUCUUUUGCAUCCUAGUCGUGGGUAAUUUGUUGCUGGUUAGACCUUUUGUUUAUGUAGAUAGCUUAAGGAAUUUGUGCUAUCCUUGAAAUAGUUAACUUAACUAGACAAUUGGGAGAAUCCAACUGCAAAAAUAUUAUCAGCUUUUGUAAUAUCUAUCUCUAGCGUGGGACAAUCAGACUGAUGUUAAAAGCUUUUGUAUAAUCUAUCUCUUGCUGGCAAAAUUAUAACUAAAAUUAUUUUACAUGUCUAUUUCUUAGC
Molecule: messenger RNA, 1585 nt
Organism: Vicia villosa (hairy vetch)
Lineage: Eukaryota; Viridiplantae; Streptophyta; Magnoliopsida; Fabales; Fabaceae
Product: protein INVOLVED IN DE NOVO 2-like
Exons: 5
Coding region: 166-1104 (312 amino acids)
Biological process (GO): gene silencing by siRNA-directed DNA methylation
Source: RefSeq, a predicted model, not a curated record